Molecule: messenger RNA, 366 nt
Organism: Leishmania braziliensis MHOM/BR/75/M2904
Lineage: Eukaryota; Euglenozoa; Kinetoplastea; Trypanosomatida; Trypanosomatidae
Exons: 1
Coding region: 1-366 (121 amino acids)
Source: RefSeq, a predicted model, not a curated record
AUGGCGCUUGUAAUAUCAGACGAAGCUACACAGGAAGCAGAGAGAAUUCUUGCCUGUCAGAACAGCUUCAAGGUACUGGAGCUGAGUCCAAGCAACUGCACAAAAGAGAUGGUACUGAUGCAGUACGAGACGAAGGCGUCGCUCUUCAAAGGGCUAUUUCGGAACAAACUAGCAAUGCAGGCGAAAGCCAAGCUUGACAACGCUAAAGUGCGCCUUGCAGACGCGCAACUGCGAGAGAAGGAGGCAGCUGCUUUCAAGGCGCUGCAGCACGAUGUCCACAAGGACUACGCUGAGCUACAGGCGCUAGAAGCUCGCACGCGCGUUCUUGAAAUGCGGGCCGCCACCGUUCAAGGCGAGGCAGUGUAG